AGGCUCUGUGGGGGAACUUGGAGCUGUGCGGGGAUCAUUUGUGUUGCAAUGUGCCGCUUUGGACCGAGGUUUGGAGACACUGAACGAAGCUCCUCAUCCAGCGUCUGUGCGCCCUCGUCCUGCACGGAGCAGCUGUAGCUCCUCCACUGUAGAAAGACUGCUUCCUCCAGAAUAUGCCUUGUCUCCAUGGUAACAGACCUCAGGCAGACCCAGAAAAACCUUGGGCCAGACUCGUCCACUCUUGUCCAACCUACCUUUUCCUGGACUGCACUGAAGAGGUUUUUAACAAGAAUUCAGACAUUUAAUGACUCUUUAUAUAUUUGUAAUGUUCUCUAUUAAUCAUUUUAGUCAUUUUACCAGUUAGAGUGCAUUCACAGGACCCAGAAUGCCUAAAAUAUUGCCUGAAAAUUUAAGUUGAUAUCAUUUUAGAAGGUAUUACUUUCUACUCUGUUGGUACUCCAAUGCAGAGGACUUUCUAUACAUCCCUUAAACCAAAAGGAAAACAUUAUUCAGAAGUUUGCUUUCCUUGAUCAUUAUGUCAGGGAUAUAUUCAUUCUCAAUCAGGGUAUCUUAAACUGGGAAACACCAGUCCCAAACUGGUCUGAGAGGAGCCCUAAACCAGGACCAGGAUGCACCAGCUGUUCAGUCAGGUGCUGGGGCAGAGGGAUCUAUCCAGAGCGGGGGAUCUGUUUUCUCUGGAGGACGCAGAGAUUGAAGACUGUCUGUCUCAGGCUCUGGACCAGAUCAAGGCCAUCUCCUGCUCACCGGACUAUUUGACCAAUGACAAUGACCAGGCUGUGGUGGAGAUUUGCAUAACGCGCAUCACCACGGCCAUAAGGGAGACGGGCUCCAUCGAGCAGCACAGCACGGCGCUGGUGGGGCUGUGGGAGUCGUGUCUGGAACAUAACCUCACCCCGCAAGGUGAAAACACAGAGGACACGCCGCACGCCAAGAUAGCCUCCGACAUCACCAGCUGUAUCCUGCAGAACUACAGCUGUCCGUCAGUCAUGGUGCUGGCCGUCCCGGUAGCGGUGCGGUUCCUGCAGAGAGGGAACAGGGAACUGAGCAGGAACAUGUCCAGUUAUCUCUCCCUGGCUGCUAUUGCCAAGGCUGAUCUGCUGGCUGAACACACAGAGGCCAUAACACUCAGUGUGCUGGGAGGUAACCACAUGCUGUUACGAGUGUUGCCCUCAGUCUACCCCAGACAACCAGAUACCAUCCACUGUCACCUAGGCAACCUCACAGCGAUGAUGUCACAGCUGGAGUCCCCAGAGCAACACCAUCUGAUCAGACUCAUUCAAAUGGUUGCCGAGCAACAUCCCCUUAUGUUGAGCCCUCAGGUUCCCGCACUAGUCAGUUAUCUAGGAGACCAAUCCCUAACUGAGGCCCUACUGGGCGCACUCGUGGACGUGUCCCAGGCCAGCCCUUCCUCACUGGUCAGCUUUCUGCCAGCGCUGAGGAUUGUGGGAAAACAAUGGCCUGCUCUACUGGGUCACGUGGCCAAAAUCCAUGGUGCCGUGGGUAUCAUCAGCGAGACUCAUGCUCACAGCUCGUUGGUCUACCUGGUGUCCCUUCUGGGCAGCAUGGAGCACAGCUUUCACCACACACUGCUGCUGGAGAUCAGAGCUCUGACCGACCGUUACCCAUCUUUGCUGGGAGGCUGCGGGAAAGACAUCUACAGGAUGAGCAACUCGUUCACUUCUAUAGCCCGACUGCUGGGGAGGAGGCUGGAGGAGAGCACGGCCAUGCACUGCAGGAUGGACGAGGCGUGCCCGCCGUCUCCCUGUGUAUCUCUUCCAGGAGGAGGAGUUGGGUCAGAACAGCUGCUGCAGGUCAAGAUCCAGGCCUUUGAGGAGAAAAUGGGGGGGGAGGGGGAAGAGGAAGAGGUGGAGGAAGAGUCUCCUGCCCUUCAGCGACGCUACAGCCUGAGCCAAGCUGUCAGGGAGGAGAGGAGAGAGAUGAGAUUCAACAGGUCAAAGAGCCUGGCCCUCCACGCUGUGCGCUCUCGCUCCGUCAACUCAGAUGGCGGGGAGGACGGUGAGGGGUUGGAGCCAAGCCCAGACAACAUCUUCUCCAACACAUUAGUGAAUUUGCAAUCAGAGAACGAGGAAGCACCGCCUACUGAGGGGAAGCUGGCGGGUGAUGGCUCCAUGUCUGCCCUGGACAGAGGGGUCGUAGAGGCUGAGGAAGGUCAAAGCAGGGAGAAGGAUGGAGAGAAGGAGGAGCAGGGGGAAGCCGACAGGCUCCUUAUACAUUUAAGAGACAAUAUGGAGACGAUCAGAGAGUUCUGUAAAGACAUGGUGCAGCAGAUCCCCACACCAGAGCAGUGUGUGAUAGAAGAUUCAAACAGAGGAUGUGUGGCCAAGCUGUCGUUCUCCUGUCCUCUUAAGGGCCAUUACUGUCUGUACGCCAAGUCCUGUUUCAACCUGACCAGCCGACAGCCUCAUCUGUGGAUACACAUCAUGCUGCUACAUCUGCAGAGCAAGUCCAGCGUCCCACUGUGCUCCAGGGACGAGUGUGUCCAAAGACUUGCUUCUCUUUGGGAGAAGACACAGAUGAAAGGAGCUCACAGCUUCCCCAUGGCCAUGACACAGCACAUCACGCCACACAGGAAGGACCUGGAAAGUCUCCAGAUUCAGCUAGAAGAGGUGCGUUUCUUUGACCUGUUUGGCUACAGUGAGGAAGAGGGAGGUUGGCUCUGCUUCAUGUGUAACAACCCUGAGAAGGCCACAGUUGUGAACCAGGAGGGACAGCCUCUGAUUGAGGGGAAGCUGAAGGAGAAGCAGGUCCGCUGGAAGUUCAUCAAGCGCUGGAAAACCCGUUACUUCACCUUGGCAGGAAACCAGCUACUCUUCCGGAGAGGCAAAUCAAAAGACGAGCUGGAUGACAUCCCCAUUGAGCUGAGCAAGGUGCAAAGUGUCAAGGUGGUAGCCAAGAAGCGGCGUGAUCGCGGCCUGCCACGGGCCUUUGAGAUCUUCACAGACAGCAAGACGUACGUGCUGAAAGCUCAGGAUGAAAAACAUGCUGAGGAGUGGCUGCAGUGCAUCAACGUGGCCGUGGCUCAGGCCAGAGAGAGGGAGAACAGAGAGGCUACCACCUAUCUGUGAGAGCAACACAGUUAAAGCUGCAGUACAUAACAUUUAUAAAAUAUACAUCUGCUUUCACUAUAUCCUCAAAGAAAUAAUCAGGUUCCUCUGACUCCUUCUACUGCUCCUAAAAACGACCAGAGCCAAGAAACAUAGUUGAUUGUUGAGUCUCAUUCCCAAGUCGUUAAGUGGUAUUUGAUGACCUGGGAAUGAGACUCAACAAUCAAUUUUCUUGAUCGGUUUCUUCCAAAUGCCAUUAGGAGCACCAGGAGUAGCCAGAGGAACUGAUCUGAUCUGUCUUGUGUUCUACUAUCAGGACAUAGUAAAAGUUACCUACUGCGGAUGUAACUAAUGAGGACACAUACUUUACUAUUGACGUACAUGCCAAGCACAUAUGCAAACUCAUGCAUGCACAAAUAUACACGAAGUAAUAUUUUGUUCAGCUGUACACAAACACACAAAACACUCACUGCCAGUAGUUUAACUUUAUAUCUGAAAUCAGUGGAAUACAUCUGCAGCCCCGCUGAGGGCGGUGCACCUAUCAGAAACAAUCAAAACAACUUCUUAUGCAGUAUUUUUAGAAACAAAAAAGACUCACCGUAUGGUGUGUCCAACCAGUAUGAAGGGUGGUUACAUUUUUUAAAUAGUGACUGGCUAUACUUACUGUUACACUGCGACUCUGAUGCACCUACAACUGUGGACCAUCAUAAAUGAAUGUUACAGUACAUAAGUGUGUUAGAAGAUCUUCACCUGAGUGGACCAUACAGUGUGGAAACUCCCUCUGCUUGAGCUCAGACACGACUGUGAGCUUCAACAACCAUACAAAACCAGCAUCUGUGGAAACCUGGGAUUUCUGAGUUUAAUGAUGCAUAAUGAUUGAGAUGUAUUUGAGUUCAGAGUAGUAUUUAGCAAUAAAGACUCACAGACAUCAUAAAGACUUGUAGCAAUAAUGGGACUGAACAGUUUCUCUUGAAAGCAGGAAGGCUGAAGAAGAGGAGCCUAAUGGACAGCAGAUGGGAAGGACAUUCAAUACUGGAAUAAUGUGUGCGUGUGUGUGUGUGUGAGAGAGAGAGAGAGAGAGAGAGAGAGUAUA
Messenger RNA from Morone saxatilis (striped sea-bass), 4179 nucleotides. RefSeq names its product ventricular zone expressed PH domain-containing 1 (gene veph1). Bases 630 to 3107 code for a protein of 825 amino acids. Gene Ontology annotation, molecular function: phosphatidylinositol-5-phosphate binding. Gene Ontology annotation, biological process: regulation of signal transduction. Gene Ontology annotation, cellular component: plasma membrane. Lineage: Eukaryota; Metazoa; Chordata; Actinopteri; Moronidae. The record is from RefSeq and is a predicted model, not a curated record. The transcript has 15 exons.